UGACGGUGAAUGUGAACCUGGUGAGAGAGGGUCGGAGAGCGGGAGAGGACGGGGUUUAAAAAUGGCGACGAAUGUAUUGAGAACGGUAUGGAAAAAAUCCGGAUUAUUUGUCAAUGAUGGAAAGAUAUUAUUACAAAAUGUCAGUCCUCUGAUUGCUGUCAACCAGAAGAGAAAUGCUGGUGCUUGGUAUCCGGAUGCAGAAUGGCUGCGGCAGUUUAGCGGGCCGGUUCUUUAUCCAGCCGAUGGUGUUAAAUGGGAUUACCAACCUCCGCUAGAUCUUCCAGUUGUACUUGAGAAAAAUGUUAGAAAUACUCGAAUUAAUUUCGGUCCACAACAUCCAGCAGCUCACGGUGUAUUGCGUUUGGUUCUGGAGUUGGAGGGAGAGUAUGUAAAAGCUGCUGAUCCUCAUAUUGGAUUACUUCAUCGUGGAACUGAAAAACUCAUCGAGUAUAAAACAUACAUGCAGGCGUUGCCAUACUUUGAUCGAUUGGAUUACGUAUCUAUGAUGUGCAAUGAGCAAUGUUUUUCACUCGCUAUUGAAAAAUUGCUAAACAUCGAAAUUCCAUUGAGAGCUAAGUACAUAAGAACGCUCUUUGCUGAAAUUACACGUAUUCUCAAUCACAUCAUGGGAAUCGGAACUCAUGCAUUGGAUAUUGGAGCCUUGACACCAUUUUUCUGGCUAUUUGAGGAACGUGAAAAGCUUAUGGAGUUUUAUGAACGUGUGAGUGGUGCUCGUAUGCAUGCUGCGUACGUUCGUCCUGGCGGUGUGUCACAGGAUUUACCACUGGGUAUUAUGGAUGAUAUUUAUCAAUGGGCAUCUCAGUACGGUGCUCAAAUAGAUCAAGUUGAUGAUUUGUUGACGAGAAAUGCCAUUUGGAAAGAUCGAACAAUGGGCAUUGGAGUUGUCACCGCUCAGCAGGCAUUAGAUUGGGGAUUCAGUGGUGUAAUGUUGCGUGGAUCUGGAUACAAAUGGGAUAUUCGCAAGUCAGAGCCUUAUGAUGCCUAUAGUCUUGUUGAUUUUGAUGUACCGAUUGGUAUUUCUGGAGAUUGUUACGACAGAUACUUGUGUCGUAUCGAAGAAAUGCGUCAGUCAUUGCGUAUUAUCGAACAAUGCUUAAAUCAAAUGCCUGCUGGAGAAAUAAAAGUUGAUGAUAAUAAAAUAGUACCGCCAAGUCGUAGUGAAAUGAAAACAAGUAUGGAAUCACUGAUUCAUCACUUUAAAUUAUUCAGUCAGGGCUUCCAAGUACCACCGGGCGCAACCUACACGGCUAUUGAAGCACCUAAAGGUGAAUUUGGAGUUUACUUGGUAAGUGACGGCAGUAGUAAACCGUAUCGGUGUAAAAUAAAGGCGCCUGGUUUUGCUCAUUUGGCUGCAUUGCAAGAAAUGGGACCGAAACAUUUCCUUGCUGAUAUCGUCGCUAUUAUUGGUACUAUGGAUGUUGUAUUCGGUGAAAUUGAUCGAUAAUAGCUCUCUUUUAAUAUUUAUAUUCUAUUAGGGUCAUUAUUAGUGAUCAAUUUACGUGUAAAUUAUUAUUACUAUCGUCAUAAAACAUUAUAGGUGUAAAUUAAAUAAAACUUAUUAAUUAUAAAUAUAA
This is a messenger RNA of Microplitis mediator, 1595 nucleotides long. RefSeq names its product NADH-ubiquinone oxidoreductase 49 kDa subunit (gene ND-49). Gene Ontology annotation, biological process: mitochondrial electron transport, NADH to ubiquinone. The transcript has 4 exons. The coding region runs from base 62 to 1465 and encodes 467 amino acids. NCBI's taxonomy places the organism in Eukaryota, Metazoa, Arthropoda, Insecta, Hymenoptera, Braconidae. Gene Ontology annotation, molecular function: NAD binding; NADH dehydrogenase (ubiquinone) activity; quinone binding. The record is from RefSeq and is a predicted model, not a curated record.